GUAUGGCCUAUGCCUUGCUGGCAUCUGUUCCUCCAGUAUUUGGCCUGUACUCAUCCUUCUACCCAGUCCUUAUCUACUUCAUCUUUGGCACAUCCAAACACAUCUCAGUUGGAACAUAUGCAGUGAUGAGCGUGAUGAUAGGAGGAGUGACUGAGCGACUGGCCCCAGACUCAAACUUUAUGACAUGGGACAAUGUGACCAACACCAGUAUAAUCGACACAGUUGCCCGUGAUGAAGAAAGGGUCCGAGUGGCUGCAGCUGUCACAUUUAUAUCUGGAUUAUUUCAAAUUCUACUCGGUCUGGUCCAGUUUGGUUUUGUGGUAACCUACUUGUCUGAGCCACUGGUGCGAGGUUAUACCACAGGAGCUGCUAUCCAUGUCAUCGUGUCCCAGCUCAAAUACACCUUUGGCGUUAACCCUGUGAGACAUAACGGACCUUUAUCCAUGAUAUAUACUGUAUUGGAGAUAUGCUAUCUCCUCCCAGAGUCAAACAUCGGCACUGUUGUGACCAGUGUUAUUACCAUACUCGGCCUUAUCGCUGCUAAGGAGUUCAAUGCAUUUUUGGGCAAGAAAAUACCCGUUCCUAUACCCGUGGAGCUGAUUGCUAUCAUUAUAGCUACAGUUAUCUCAUGGCAAUUUAACCUGCAGCAGAAAUAUGGAGUGGAUGUAGUGGGAGUUAUUCCCUCAGGUCUCCAGCCACCUGUUUUCCCAGACACCUCUAUCUUUGGUCAAGUGAUCGGUGAUGGCUUUGCUCUGUCUGUGGUUGGCUACGGCAUUGCCAUCUCUCUGGGACGAAUCUUUGCCCUAAAAUAUGGAUACAAGGUUGACAGCAACCAGGAACUAAUUGCUCUGGGUCUGAGUAACUCCAUUGGAGGAAUUUUUCAGUGUUUUACUGUCAGCUGCUCCAUGUCUCGCACUAUGGUUCAGGAAAGUGCAGGGGGCAAAACUCAGGUUGCUGGGGCUCUGUCAGCAGUAGUGAUCCUUUUUAUCACGUUGUGGAUUGGAUCACUCUUUGAAGAUCUGCCCAAGUCGGUCUUGGCUGCCAUCAUCCAUGUCAACCUCCAUAGCAUGAUGAAGCAGUUCUUGGACAUCCCCGCUUUGUGGAAAACCAACAGAGUGGAUAUGCUGGUCUGGGUGGCCACCUUCAUCCUCACCUUGCUGUUAAACCCUGACAUAGGACUGGCUGCAUCCAUUGGUUUCUCCUUGCUUACUGUCAUCUUCAGGACACAGCUACCUAAAUAUUCCAUACUAGGGCGGGUCCCUGAAACUGACAUUUACAAGCCACUGGACGAAUACCAUCAGGUGAGGCGAGUGCCAGGGAUUUUGAUCUUUCGUUCCUCUGCCACCCUCUACUUUGCCAAUGCUGAGAUGUACCAGGAAGCCUUGAACUCAAAGUCUGGCUUUGACAUUACAAAGCUCCUGUCAGCAAAGAAAAAACUGGAAGCCAAAAAGAAGAGACACGAGAAAAAAGAAGCCAAGAGAGUCAUAAAAGAGCUCAAGAAUAAUGGGGUUGACGUGAACAGGGAGCCAAACAUGGAGGAGCAGAACCAUGUGUCCGUCAUUGAAGUAGAUGCUGAGCGGGACCCCUCACUCCCAGGAGCCAUUGUUCUCGACCUUGGCCCUGUCAACUUCCUGGACACUGUGGGGGUCAAGACACUACGAAGUAUUCGGAGAGACUACGGAGAAAUUGGAGUGGAGGUGGUUCUUGCUGGUUGCCAAAGCGGUGUGGUGGAUAACCUGCAGACCGCAGGUUUCUUUAACGACAAAGUAACAAAGUCUUGUCUCUUCACCACCGUCCACGACGCUGUUCUGUACUGUCAGUCUGCCAUAACACAGAGCCAAAGCAUGGAAUAUGAGGAGAUUGCUGCAACACAUUUUUGAGUCCACAGAGGAAUCAAUGUGAUAUUAUAAAGAAGUGACAGACACUCUGUCUGUUGGAGGAG
Molecule: messenger RNA, 1942 nt
Organism: Pelmatolapia mariae (spotted tilapia)
Lineage: Eukaryota; Metazoa; Chordata; Actinopteri; Cichliformes; Cichlidae
Gene: slc26a6.2
Product: solute carrier family 26 member 6
Exons: 17
Coding region: 3-1880 (625 amino acids)
Biological process (GO): transmembrane transport
Cellular component (GO): plasma membrane
Molecular function (GO): bicarbonate transmembrane transporter activity; chloride transmembrane transporter activity; secondary active sulfate transmembrane transporter activity
Source: RefSeq, a predicted model, not a curated record